Girardinichthys multiradiatus is the source of this 1448-nucleotide messenger RNA. Its product is annotated as putative gonadotropin-releasing hormone II receptor. NCBI's taxonomy places the organism in Eukaryota, Metazoa, Chordata, Actinopteri, Cyprinodontiformes, Goodeidae. The record is from RefSeq and is a predicted model, not a curated record. Gene Ontology annotation, biological process: G protein-coupled receptor signaling pathway. Gene Ontology annotation, molecular function: gonadotropin-releasing hormone receptor activity; peptide binding. Gene Ontology annotation, cellular component: membrane.
GGAUGAUCGGAUAAAGGUGCAGCGGCUGAGGCAGAGGAGCUCACAGCAACCCGUUGUCUUUAAAACCUGUUGCGGUUCCCUGAAGAAGAGUUGAUGUGGGGUUCUAAGCUUCCUUCCACGCUGAUGUGUGCAGAGAAUAAGCAAAAUGCUUCCUGCUCCAGAAGUUGCAGAAAAUGAACACCUUUCCGUGUGAGUCCGCAGCAACCAUGCAUGACCUGGUGGCAGACCUCCAAGCUAAUGUCACCUGCAACUGCUCCUUGGUCACUUCCAACUGGACAGCCGGGGAGGACGUCCCACAGCUGCCCACGUUCACCACAGCAGCCAAAAUCAGAGUCAUAAUUACUUUUAUCCUCUGUGGCACAUCAGCCUUCUGCAAUCUGGCAGUGCUGUGGGCGGCACACAGAGAUGGGAAACGGAAAUCCCACGUUAAGGUGUUGAUUGUCAACCUGACCAUGGCUGAUCUGCUGGUGACGUUCAUCGUGAUGCCCGUGGAUGCUGCGUGGAACAUCACAGUCCAGUGGCUUGCUGGAGACUUUGCGUGCAGGCUGCUGAUGUUUCUGAAGCUGCUGGCGAUGUACUCCUGUGCUUUUGUCACAGUGGUGAUCAGUCUGGAUAGGCAGUCAGCCAUCCUCAACCCUCUGGCAAUCAAUGAGGCCCGCAUGAGGAACAGGAUCAUGCUUGCUGUGGCGUGGGGUAUGAGUGUUAUGCUUUCAAUCCCUCAGAUCUUCCUUUUUCACAAUGUGACCAUCAUCCAUCCUGAGGACUUCACCCAGUGCACGACAUGGGGAAGCUUUGCCACUCGUUGGCAUGAGACGGCCUACAACAUGUUUACCUUUUCCUGCCUGUUCCUGCUGCCGCUGGCCAUCAUGAUCACCUGUUACACCAGGAUCUUCUGUGAGAUCUCCAAGCGACUGAAAAAGGACCACUUGCCAACCAAUGAAGUACGUCUGAGGUGUUCCAAAAAUAACAUCCCCAAAGCCCGGAUGAGAACAUUAAAAAUGAGUGUUGUGAUUGUCUUGUCUUUCAUCAUCUGCUGGACUCCGUACUACCUGCUGGGCCUCUGGUACUGGUUCUUUCCCGAUGACCUGGAGGGUAAGGUGUCCCAUUCGCUGACCCACAUCCUGUUUAUCUUUGGGCUUGUAAACGCCUGCCUGGACCCAGUAAUCUACGGCCUGUUCACCAUCCAUUUCAGAAAGGGGCUCCGGAGGUAUUACGGUAAUGCACCCUCCACAGUGGACGUAGAGAAUACCAUCGUUACGAGUGGAUCUUUCACUUCUCCUGCCAUGUCUUUGUGUCUGAGAAGAGAGUUCAGCAGUCAGGAAAAACUGGUGGUUUGCAGCGACAGCUUCAGGAAAGCAGAACCACCCUCACUAAAUAGCAGCUUUCUGAUUGAGGACAGAGAUCUCCAGCAGUCCAGUCCUGAGAGCAUCUUAUGAGAAACAUGAUGA